Schistosoma curassoni is the source of this 4188-nucleotide messenger RNA. Lineage: Eukaryota; Metazoa; Platyhelminthes; Trematoda; Strigeidida; Schistosomatidae. The record is from the annotation of a GenBank genome assembly.
GUAGUGCAAAUCUAAUCCUACUUUCAGUGAAGAACCUGGAAAUUUCACAAAUAAACGAAUGUUAACAAAGAAGCUUCAGACUAGUGCAUCUUUACGAAAUGAUAGCAAGGAUCAUGGUUGUAGAUUUUCACGUUCAAACGCUCAAUGCACCAUUCAAGAAGAAUGUGAUCGUGUUUCAUUGACUCGUACGACUAGUGUUAGAUCCACGGUAGAGUUUCCUCCGAGUAUAGACGAGAAAGAUCUAGAAAUAUUAGGUGAAAUUGGAAGUGGAGCAUAUGGUAGAGCUAUAAAAGUAAAACACCGACAAUCUAAUUGUUUGUUGGUUCUUAAAGAGGUUAUUGAACAAAACAAAGCAAUCGAGGCAACUAUUAUACGCGAAGUUUCAUUACUUCAAAAUUUAAAACAUACAAAUAUUUUAACAAUUGUCGGUGUGGUUAUUCGAAAUAGACAAUUUUGUCUUAUUACUGAAUAUAUUGAAAAAGGUAGUUUACAUUCAUUAUGCUUGGAUAAAAUUAAAUAUCCAUUUGAUUGGAUUAAAAUAAUAACAUUUGGUCGUGAUAUUGCAUCAGGGAUGGCUUAUUUACAUAAACAUGACGUUAUACAUCGGGAUUUAACAACUCUUAAUUGUCUUGUACGACAAGAUGACUCUGUAGUUGUGUCUGAUUUCGGAUUGUCAAAAUUAGUUCGGUCAAUUCCGUCUUGUAGUCAGGAAACGGAAGAAAAAUGCUCCGAUCACACAACAACAAAUGACUCCGCACCAAUAAUUCAAGAUUCUUCUUCUGAUACUUCAAAUAACGCCGAUGUUCAACGUAAUCAUACUCCUCGUCUUAGACGUCAUCAUGCAUACAACCAUCCAAGAAGACAUACUGUAGUUGGUAGUCCAUACUGGAUGGCUCCAGAAAUGAUAGUUGGUCAACCAUAUGAUAAUUCAGUGGAUGUAUAUUCAUUUGGUACAAUUAUGUGUCAAUUAAUUCUACGUACAAAUGCUGAUCCAGAUAACUUAAUACGUGAUGCAAAAACUUUCUGUAUAGAAAUGGAUGAAUUAAUGAAACUAGAAAAUUUUCCUAUCAAUACACCACCAAUAUUAUUAAACAUGACAAGUCAAUGCAUUUCAUUGGAUCCAAGAAAUAGUUUCGUUAUUCACCAACGCGAUUUAAGUCGAUAAUUAUAUACGAGGAUUGGCGACAUGUGUAUUUCGAUAACAAUCAAAUACCCGGCCACUAAACACCUUUUGAAUCUGAAACCGUUUAGCUGAGAGAUGAGUACUUUUACGUCGUCAUAUGUUACCACUUCACUUUCACAUAUUUACUGAUUGGUAAUUUUUGGCGAGACAAUAAUUUAUGGACGAACUAAUCACGUAUAAAAUAACAGGUCUCCAAUUUUGACGCAAAAUUCACUCAUCCAUUUGGAUAAAUGGAGUUUUGGCAUUAUAGCUGACGUCAGUUCGUGAUGAAAAACCGAGAUUUAAUUCCUAACCUUGAUCAUCAACCGCCAAUCAUAAUUCUGAUUCCUCACACUGUUUGUAAGCCUCAUUUGGUCCUAGUUAUUAGGUGGACACUCUCAAGGUCAGUUUAGCGUCGCCCGAAGAUAGUCCAUAAAUUAUAGUCUCACCUAAUUUUUUGUUUAUUAGAGUUUGUAAUUUACUCCCUCUCAACGAAGAAAUACCUUAAAACUUUCUCUCUAUUUUGAUGAUUGGGAAAUCAAUAUACUGUCAAGUAUCAGCCAGCUUUGAGAUAUAGCUCAACAGUUAUCAUAUGGCCACCAUUGAAUAAUUGCUUCACAACUGAUAUAGUUGAAUUUUAGCGGUCAUAGUAUCCAUGUUUUCUUCGUGUUGUCUCCAUAGUAUAUUACUAUGUUUAACUUAUUAUCAACCCGAAACAGUUGAAACUCUUCUUCAAAAGAAGUGAGCUAUUAGAAUUUCUUCACAAUGGACUCAGAACAUGCUAACAAUAACCACACAACUAGGGACACCAACCGAGAAAUCCCGGGUCAAUAAAAUAAGUUACUAGUUUUUGAGAUGGUGGAGAUUUCUAGCUCAGGUGGAUGAUGUAUAACCAACACACUAAGUAUAGUGUAAAUGCACAGAAUGUGCAAAUCGUCAAACAAGUAGCAGCUUACAACCAUUCAUUCUCACUUUGCUUAUGCAGUUUUAGCAUUAAUCCAUGGUGUUUUCAUUUCUGACCCUGUUCACAGGUUAAAUAAUGAAGCACAUCAAUUAACUGUUAAUCUUUCCUCCAGUGUGUUUUCUUUGCUGUUACAGGACUACUUUUUAAUUUCGCAUAAAAAUCUUAAAUACAAAUUAAUCCUAAUUGGUUUAUCUAUAAAAGUGACAGUUCAUCAAAACAUAUUAAACCAUUAGAUCCUAAAAUACAAUAACCAAGAGCACUUCAAAACAAAUUUAUGCCCGUUGAACAAGUUAGUAGUUUAAUGUACUGAGUAGCUCAAUGGAUAAUGCGUUGGAAUCUGAAGCAAAUUCGCAUUCGAGUCUCAGUGUGAAGAACACCAAUACAGCAAUGCAAGUACAUCUAGCUAACGAGUCGUAAAUAGGACAAAAUAUGAAUCUUCGAUUCCGCUGCUAUCCAUAACCAAACUUUAAUUAAUACUCUUGUUUAAAUUGAAGAUCAUCCAGGAUGAACUUAUGUCACAAUCCAACUUGACAAAAACAGUUAACUUUUGAUAUUAAUAAUGGAAGUAAUUUUCUUCUAUAUUUCAGACCUUGUUUCGAUUCAUGUGUUGGACUACUGGAACAAUGUUUAUUAUACUUAUUAUCUGGACAUCAAUCAAAACAGAUUAUAGUUGGAAAUUCUGCUAAAGACAUUUCCACAGUUGAUGACAACAAUACAGAGAGGGGUGAUUCUGAUCAUUAGAAUCUUGAUGUUAAUAAAUAUUGAUCAAUAGUACAUAUAUAUCCUUGUAUACAUAUUCGUAAUGAUCUUUUGAUAUGAUAAUAAUUUCUUAAGCAAGAAAGAUAUUUGUAAAUUUUCUUUUUAGUUCACUAACUUGGUUAUAUUUUCCACUUGAUCAUAUCAUAGCUAUAAAUUUCAACUCGAAUGAAUUUUCAUUAUCCGAAUAUUAUAUUUCUAUGUUAUUGCACGAAGAAAUAAAUCUCUAUUUUAUUGUGAAAUUAAGUUUUGUAUCCUGUUUCCCUGUUACUAAUCCAUUCCUUAUUUUUUUUAUCGGUUAUGACUUAUAUUGAAUUGAUAAAUAAAAUGAGAUUACAACUCUUCAACCACUUAAAUGUAAUCAUUAUACUUUUCUGUAUUGGUGUUUGGAACCAUUUGAUAAAGAAAUAGGACUGAUUAUUUGAUUUCGAUUUUAUUGAAUUCUUUAAGCUUAAUGGUUGAAUUAUAAAGUUUUCGUUGUUCUUCUGGACAACAUGUUCAGUGUCUUGUUGACGUAAAAAUGCCUUGUUUAAUUACUAUUCUACAAGCGUUUAAUCAAUCUAUUGCUGACGAAUUUAUCUGUGACUCUUUGUCUUCAUAGUUUUGUUAACUUUUGGUUUGUAUUUUUAUUUGAUUGGUCGCUUUCCACGUAACUGGUUGUCUGUUUCCGUAUAGAUUUGUAGAUUAAGUCUAUAUAAAUACAGUUAUUGGUUAUUUUUUGGCAUGAUUUCAGAAAUUUUCUAUCAUUCUUUGAAUUUCCAUGUUUCAGAAUUAGUUUCUGCAUUAAUCUAUUCAGCUCUUCAUUUAUCAAGUAUUUCAUAAUUUAAAAAUAAUACCUCGCUUUUACAUUAUGAAUAGCUUUGUAGAGGAUACUUUUCUCUUGAAGUUAAACAGCUGAGGAUUUAUAUUAAAAACUACCUGUUCUCCUGAUAGUAAUAUUCAGAACUUGAGGCAUCCAGUGUAUUUUACCAUUGGAUUGGAGAUCUACCAUAAUUAUCUCGAUCGACAAAAUAGGAUCCAAGCGACACAAAUCGAUUCGUUGACCAUUUUAUUGUAAAAAUGUUGAUAAGAAUUAUUAAGACCAUUAUCUUUUUGUAAUCCAACUUCUUGUUGAUCAAUACACAAUCAACUCUCCACCAUCAAGAGAGAGCUGAGAGCAGUCUUUAGAUAAAAGGAAGCCAGGGAGUUUAACUUACAUUGACUUUAUUAAGUCAUUCGACAAUCUCACAUUUUUGGCUUUUAUUGAAAUUCUGAAAACGGAAAUUUACCUAAGAUCCCCUUAUUGGUCAAGAAAGUAGAGUAAAAA